This is a messenger RNA of Mycena indigotica, 561 nucleotides long. RefSeq lists its product as uncharacterized. Lineage: Eukaryota; Fungi; Basidiomycota; Agaricomycetes; Agaricales; Mycenaceae. The transcript has 2 exons. The coding region runs from base 1 to 561 and encodes 186 amino acids. The record is from RefSeq and is a predicted model, not a curated record.
AUGCCCCUUCUCUGCUUUCGCUUCCCGGUGCAUCGCCAUAAGGAUGACGACUGCGCCGAUAUAUUGAGCUCGUUGGACUCGCUCGAUCUCAGUAUUCAUCGGGCGUCUGCAGAGGAGCCCCCACCUCUGAGUCCCAAUGAAACCAAUCUAUUCGACACUUUCCCUCGAAUCGUGUUCGGUGGUUAUCGGCGGUACUAUGAGAGCAAUGCGGGGGUCAAAACGCCGCGCUGUCGAGAGAAAGCAUCUGUUGCGGGCGAAAAAGACCCUUGGAGUUGGCAUGAUCUUCCGCAAUUCACCGGAAAGCGGAGACGGAGACGGACAAGUUCCACACCGAGCAGCCACAAUACCCACUCCACCUCGUCGACUGAGCAAUCCCGGCCGCAACUGCGGGAAAAGCCACGGAUUCGGUCUUCGGGAGGCAAGCCGUUAGUUGACUUGUCCUACCCAUGGCCGGACUGGCUUUGGCCGGAUGCAGCGGGUCCCAAGCUUGGGAAUGCCGGGGUCGAACGCGAGAAGAAGAAGACUGACGAGACUGACGAGAAAAGUGACCAGACGCAAUAA